Phoenix dactylifera (date palm) is the source of this 1013-nucleotide messenger RNA. RefSeq lists its product as uncharacterized. Gene Ontology annotation, cellular component: nucleus; NuA4 histone acetyltransferase complex. Gene Ontology annotation, biological process: regulation of transcription by RNA polymerase II. NCBI's taxonomy places the organism in Eukaryota, Viridiplantae, Streptophyta, Magnoliopsida, Arecales, Arecaceae. The record is from RefSeq and is a predicted model, not a curated record.
AGAUCGUUAAUACCCUCCACGCCUCUGGCGGCGCAUCCGGAAAGCCGCCGGUUAAUGCCGAGGCUCGCGGGAGGCCGCAGCGGAGAAAAAAAAAUCUUCUGCGGUUUCUUGGACUAAAACCUGUGCUAGGGUUUUCUAUUUUUUCGAGAUCAAGGUCGAGAGAGAAUGGAAGCGGCAGGCGAGGAGGAGCAAUACGGGCUCUCAGUCCAUUCCCCGGGCCAGGCUCCCCCUUCCUCGGCCUCUUCUUUGCACAAGGAGCACUCGCAUGUGGAACUGGAAUUGAGGGUGCUCGAAGCUCUGGAGAUCUAUCCCCCUUCUAGAUUACAAGGUAUCCACCGCCACUUUGUUCUUUAUGGGCUGAUGGAGUAUUUGCAGAGGAGCUUUGACAGACACUUUUCAGCAGAUGAGGUUUUGCAGCUGCUAGACCGCUUCUUCAAUUUAGAAAUGCUGAAACCGGAUGAUGAAGAGACAGUGACUCUAAAUCAGGAGGAAGAUUUUUCCUUGCCACAGCAUUUUUUUGUCAAGGACGAGCAAUAGCAUGCCUUAGUAGAGGAGCUGAGAUCUAUUAACAACAGUAGCUCGAGUGUUGGCUGAGCCUCAUCUGCAGAAAGCUCAGUACCAGAAGCCACAUUUUGUUGGAUGUCCAUUCAUGUACAUAUGCAUAGGUUCACCUUUCCUUUUCAAAAACUGAUAGAUGGCGAAGCCUUGCCGACUGCCUCAUGCAUGUUUGAUUGCUAGUCCACUGGAGGAAAUCGAGAGGUUCCUUCAGGGCAUGUCUUCUGUAAAUUCUAUUUCUCUGCGGAAUCGACCAGUUGAAAGCUCACAACUUUGUUUAAGAUUACUCUAAAAUGCGUUGUGACUUGAGUUGCUGAGAGUACUUGUCUCCUUAUUGGAACAUCAAUAUGGACAUUUUUUUUUCUCCAUGUAUCUCACUUGUUUCGGGCUUUUAGGGAAAUAUGUUUCUGGAUAAGUGAAGAGAACCUUUACUUCUAAUAUAGAUCGCAGUUGAUAAA